AUGGAUGCGAUGAGAGGUUCCUCACCCCCGAAGAACCUUGUCAGCUCCGACUCCCCCGAGCAGUUGCUCGAUGCAUUCAAAGCUGCGGCAUUAUCCGUGACAAAGCUCUACAAGACCUCAGCUGCCGCCCAGGCCAAGUCGAGAUCCGAUGGCUACCAAGAUUGCCUGGAUGAUCUCCUUGCCUUCCUCGACAGGCGGCACUUCGGCCUGAGCGACGGAGAGGGAUGGCAGAUUAGACGAUGGGCCACCGAGCGCCUAGAUGGCAGAGACUCGGUCUCACAGAUUAUGGAGAGCGAGGACGAGACCGACAAGGCCGAAGCAGGAUCGUCGCCCGAACUUCACCGCCCGGGUGGUGCUAAUCACACGCCCGCCAUGCGAACCGAACCGCCGCCUGCUGCCCAGACACCCGCUGUCUCGCCCAUUGUCGAAGAACCGCCUACUAUCACCGUUCCGACUCAGGAUAAUUUCACUUUCCAAUCCUCACAUCCGUAUCCCCAAGACUCGUACCUCAAUCUGGCAAACCUCGACCUGUCUGACCCGAUAAGAUCGAACGACAAUACGACGCAAGCCCCUUCGGCGGUCUCGGUUCCUCACCCGACUCGGCCGCGUAGUACCAAGCGAGGACACAGGUCACGGAACACGACUACGAAUCACCUUGGCAAAGGCGCUGGUCAGAAGCGAUCGAUCAAUUUCGCCGAGCUGUUUGACGUGGGAGGGGUAGGUAAGGACAUGUUCGCAAGGGAAGGAAAGAGAAGUCGUCACACGUAA
Molecule: messenger RNA, 768 nt
Organism: Anthostomella pinea
Lineage: Eukaryota; Fungi; Ascomycota; Sordariomycetes; Xylariales; Xylariaceae
Source: the annotation of a GenBank genome assembly